Onychomys torridus (southern grasshopper mouse) is the source of this 1175-nucleotide messenger RNA. It is a transcript of the gene Klf7, whose product is annotated as Kruppel like factor 7. The transcript has 5 exons. NCBI's taxonomy places the organism in Eukaryota, Metazoa, Chordata, Mammalia, Rodentia, Cricetidae. Bases 225 to 1130 code for a protein of 301 amino acids. Gene Ontology annotation, molecular function: DNA-binding transcription factor activity, RNA polymerase II-specific; RNA polymerase II cis-regulatory region sequence-specific DNA binding. Gene Ontology annotation, biological process: regulation of transcription by RNA polymerase II. The record is from RefSeq and is a predicted model, not a curated record.
AAAAAAAAUGCAACCUCCCAAAAUAAAGAGCAAAGAUUGCAUUAGGAGCGAACAGCGCUGCAGAUAUAGAUGGCAGCUUCGUGUCAUUGACUGAAACAAAACAAAACAAAAGGGCCACUGGAUGUCUGCCUUCUUGGGGGGUGAGCCAGACAGACUGACAAACAAACAGACCCAGCUGAGCUCGGGGGAGGGUUUCUCCUCCGGUUUUGCCCGGCAGCAGCAGCAUGGACGUGUUGGCUAGUUAUAGUAUAUUCCAGGAGCUACAACUUGUCCACGACACCGGCUACUUCUCAGCUUUGCCAUCCCUGGAGGAGACCUGGCAGCAGACAUGCCUGGAGUUGGAACGCUACCUCCAGACAGAGCCCCGACGGAUCUCUGAGACCUUCGGUGAGGACUUGGACUGUUUCCUCCACGCCUCUCCUCCCCCGUGCAUUGAGGAAAGCUUCCGGCGCCUAGACCCCCUGCUGCUCCCCGUGGAAGCCACCAUCUGUGAGAAGAGCUCUGCAGUGGACAUUUUGCUCUCUCGGGACAAGUUGCUAUCUGAGACCUGCCUCAGCCUCCAGCCAACCAGCUCUUCUCUAGACAGCUACACAGCGGUCAACCAGGCCCAGCUCAACGCAGUGACCUCAUUAACGCCCCCCUCAUCCCCUGAGCUCAGCCGCCAUCUGGUCAAAACCUCACAGACUCUCUCAGCCGUGGAUGGCACAGUGACGUUGAAACUGGUGGCCAAGAAGGCUUCCCUCAGCUCAGUGAAGGUGGGAGGGGUGGCGGCCGCGGCGGCAGCCGUGACACCAGCUGGAGCAGUUAAGAGUGGACAGAGCGACAGUGAACAGGGAGGGGCUGACACGUGCCCCGAAAACAAGAAGAGGGUCCACCGCUGUCAGUUUAACGGGUGCCGGAAAGUUUAUACAAAAAGCUCCCACUUAAAGGCCCACCAGAGGACUCACACAGGUAGUGAGAAGCCUUACAAGUGCUCAUGGGAAGGAUGCGAAUGGCGUUUUGCACGCAGUGAUGAGCUCACAAGGCACUACAGGAAACACACAGGUGCAAAGCCCUUUAAAUGCAACCACUGUGACAGGUGUUUCUCCAGGUCUGACCAUCUUGCUCUCCAUAUGAAGAGACAUAUCUAAACAAAACAAAACAAAACAAAACAAAAAAACAAAAGUAACCACCAC